This is a messenger RNA of Hemiscyllium ocellatum (epaulette shark), 1725 nucleotides long. It is a transcript of the gene tmem255a, whose product is annotated as transmembrane protein 255A. NCBI's taxonomy places the organism in Eukaryota, Metazoa, Chordata, Chondrichthyes, Orectolobiformes, Hemiscylliidae. Bases 324 to 1304 code for a protein of 326 amino acids. The transcript has 9 exons. The record is from RefSeq and is a predicted model, not a curated record.
GCAGGCAGAGUGAAGUGAAGUGGGAUAGAGUUCAGUAUCGUGCCCAUUUCAAGCCCGGAGCCCAGGGGCUGGGCUGAAAUGUGGGGGGGCUCAAUGCCAAGGGAACCCUGACGCAUGCGCUGACGCCCACAGGCAGUGUAGCAGUGAGCAGCUGUGGGUGGGAUCGAACCGUGCAGGCAGCAAUUCCCAUUCUCCUGGGGGAGGGAAGGACACGGCCGUCUGAGUGGAGGGAGGGAGGAAGCAAGCGAGCAGAAAGUGCAACAUGGCCUGACUGUGCUGCAUUUGUGGAGGCUUGAGGAGAGGUGCGGUCAGAGCAGCUCAGGAUGCAACGGCCACUGAGUCAGCAGCAGAGUGCAUUGACCCUGCAUGACUCCGUGGGGCUGUUCAAUAAAAGGAAAAAAGCUUCUCUCCUGGUGAGCAGUGCCCUCCUCAUCGCCUCAGUGUUGAUUCUGACUGUCGGCUUGGCAGCCACUACAAGAACUCUCAAUGUUUCAGUUGGAGGUUAUUACCCGGGCGUCAUUCUUGGCUUUGGAUCAUUUCUUGGACUGAUUGGGGCAAAUCUGCUUGAAAAUAAAAGACAGAUGCUGGUGGCAUCGAUCGUGUUCAUCAGUUUUGGCGUAGUAGCAUCUUUCUGUUGUGCCAUUGUAGAUGGUGUAUUUGCUGCCAGACACAUCGAUAUCAAACCCUUCCAUGCAGGGAGAUGUCAGUAUUAUUCCAGUGAUACCUCUCAUCCUUCAGAUGACUACAAUGGAGAGGUGAUGUGCCCGAGUCAGUCACGUGCUCCCUGCGUGCUGAAAAUAAAGAGAAAUACCUGUUACUGUUGUGACCUUUAUAAAUGUGGCAGCCGAGAAACGUUGGGUGGCUACUACGAAUAUAAUGAUGUCGGAAGUUGCCAAGAGGUUAUCCACCUGUACCACUUGCUGUGGUCGUCGACGAUCCUCAAUAUUGUGGGCUUGUUUCUUGGGAUUAUCACAGCAGCAGUCCUUGGAUCCUUUAAAGAUAUGCAGACACCAACUGCUUCCCAGAUCACGUACGCACCUGAACCUCCAACUCCACCCAUAAUGUAUGAUCCUGGACAGCAGGUACUGGCCUACACAAACUUCUAUCCUGGGCCUCCACAUCUGCCACCUUACAGCCCAUAUGAUAUUCAGCAUCCCAGUAUAUUCUCAGCCUCCACGCCAUCUGAUGAUUCACAGUCUAUUUCACAGUCUGCUUCAAGUUACAUGUGGCCGCCAAACACUCCUCCUCGCUACUCGCCAGCGUACUUCCCACCUGAUGAAAAGCCACCACCCUACACACCGUAGAUCUCUACUUGUUUUCAUCAUCAUCACAGACUUUGAUCUUUUUGGAGACCUUCAUUGCAAAGGCAUCAUCCACCCAGAUCACUUUAUGAUCUCCAUGUGCAUACUCUUACACACAGUGAUGUGUUUGUAGAAACUCGUCUGUUAAAAAGAAACCAAAAGCAUAUCAUUCUGCUACUUGUUAAGGGUAUGUUAAUCCUAAUUUGUUGGAAAAUGAUGCACUUAUACUUUAGGUUGUAAUUACAAAAACAAAACUUUGGAAAGCUACAAACCCAUCAGCACUGUCAGAUCAACCACGAUCAAAUUAAAUGGUCGAACAGAAGUAAGAAGCUGAAUGGUCUACACUUGUUCCUAUCUUCCUAUGUUGCUAAUUUAUCAAUUAAGCUGUGCAAAUAUAUAAUUUAAAAGUAAAUGAUCAAUUUUA